This is a messenger RNA of Phytomonas sp. Hart1, 996 nucleotides long. The record is from the annotation of a GenBank genome assembly. Lineage: Eukaryota; Euglenozoa; Kinetoplastea; Trypanosomatida; Trypanosomatidae.
AUGAAUUUCAAGCGCUGUAUUUUAUUUCGUUCGUUUAGUCAACCACGCUUGUAUCGAAUAGGCCCCCAUAGCUCACCUGUAAGUAGGCACCUUAGUUGUGAACACCCAACAAUUUUUGCUAAAACCCCUUUCCGGUCCAAUCGAGAAAUUUCCCAAACACCUUAUCACUUUGAGCAACUUUAUAUUGAUUCGACAAAUUUGGUAUCAAAUGACGUCGAUCACGGGCAUCGCUUAGAUUAUUUUCAUGGAGAUCAUGAUGAGUUCCUGUCCAGGACUCAGAAUGGUGCAGUUAUUUUGUUUUUCUAUAGACCAGUUUGCAGUGUGUGCGCACUACUUGAGUCUAAAAUUAAACAUGCUCUGAUGGGGCACCAUGUUUAUACCGAGAAGGAGUCCAUGGUGUACUCAGCAGAACGUCCUCUUUUUGAAUUAUUCAAUCAACCUGGAGCUUUGGCACCUUCCAGCGUGCCUUCGUCAGAAGAGGGAUUUUUAAAUAAUUCCAAGGGAGUUUACGCAUAUCCCAACGACAGCGCUAGCCGCACGUCAAAUGGUUUCAAGGAACGUUUGAGUUCAUUCUUGAGGGUGAAGCGUUUGGUGCAUCCGCGUUUUCAUUUAGAUAAAAAUGACAGCGGAGGCACUGCCCGCGGCGCUACAGCAGUUUCCGACAGGGGUGGCGAUCGCAGUAGUAUGGAAACGAAGAAGCCCUCGUUCUUUGAAAGCAACUACCCCCAAGAACAAAAGCAAGCAAAGGAUUCCUUUCAGUUUGCCCUCAUCGACUCUAUUCACUUCUUGGCUAUAAACACGGAUGAAAAUGAACGUUUGACGUCAUUUCAUGACGUGCGCAAUGUUCCAACAUUUUUGGCAUACCUUGAUGGAUACAUAAUUGCUAGUACUGAGGGUGCAAAUGAAAUAGGGUUGUGCAAACUUGUGAGGCUCUUAUCUGAUGAAGCUGAAAAUCAAAAGAAGAAAAAGGAAACUCGAACAAACAGUGAACCUUAG